ACCGCCCCUGAACAGUGGAUGAAAAAAAUGGAGUUGAGCGAACUAGCAGCAAGUUAGCCAGCAAAGGACGUCUAGUUUCAAUUUGAUGUUAUUUAGUUUGUAGGCUGACCUUUAGAUAAGUGAACGUUUCUAACUAAGUGAAACAGCCCGAUGCGACCGCAGCAAACUAAUCGGUAGUUUGUAUUUUGUACCUUUCGUAAGAAUCUGUCAAACGGGUAAACAAACCGGCAUCUUGGUUACGACAAAGACACCCAGGCUGAUUAGCUUGUCCUGACUAAAGGAGCAGUCUCCGCUCGCCCAGACUCACUGCUUCACAAACGAAGAGCGUGAGUGCGAUCGAAAUGGAAAAGGGGGAUUUCUUAAAGGGAUUGCCUGUCUACAACAAGACUAACUUCAGCAGGUUUCAUGCAGACUCUGUGUGUAAAGCAUCAAACCGUCGGCCGUCUGUCUAUCUUCCAACCCGGGAGUAUCCAUCGGAGCAGAUCAUAGUGACAGAGAAGACAAACAUCUUGUUGCGAUAUCUUCAUCAACAGUGGGAUAAAAAGAAUGCAGCAAAAAAGCGAGAGCAGGAACAAACAGAGGGGGAGAAUGCAGCGCCUCCACGAAAAAUAGCCAGAACAGACAGUCGAGAGCUGAACGAGGAUUCGUAAACCGCUGCGCCUGGCAAAGACUGAUCUACACAAAUGCAAAGCACACACAGACGCAGGAUCUUUGCAGAGACAGUCCUUAAAACUGAAGCACAUGUGUAUCGAUAAAUGUCGGCCAACAUCUGCUGUGGCGCUGAUUUCAGAACCAGACCAACAUCCUUAACCAAUAUCUUUUUCCCUCUGGUUUAUAUACUGCUUUCACCCACUAUAUACUCCACCGUCAAAACACCUCUGCCUCAGAUUUUAGCCUUUGUAGCUACAAAAUAACUUCCAUCUACCUCUUUAUUUCUCAAACACUCUGGUCUUCUCUUUAUCUUCACACAAGUUUGUUUAUAUUUGCAGGGAGCUCCUCUGUUGCCAUUUGAAGGUUUACAGCUGACAUACAGUAGAGAUUCUCACCAUCCAUGACAUGCAUGUUUUGAAUUUGUAUAUGCGACUAAGGAGCCUGCCACCUUUUUUUUAAAAUUACCUAAUAGAUCCUAAAAUUUACAUUUAGUUCAGCUGUUCAUAUAAGCUUCAUACGAUAAUUGUUAUUACAGAGAGAAAAUAAAGCUGCUUUGUAUUAGU
Molecule: messenger RNA, 1214 nt
Organism: Betta splendens (Siamese fighting fish)
Lineage: Eukaryota; Metazoa; Chordata; Actinopteri; Anabantiformes; Osphronemidae
Product: DET1- and DDB1-associated protein 1-like
Exons: 5
Coding region: 342-650 (102 amino acids)
Biological process (GO): positive regulation of proteasomal ubiquitin-dependent protein catabolic process
Cellular component (GO): Cul4-RING E3 ubiquitin ligase complex
Source: RefSeq, a predicted model, not a curated record